Molecule: messenger RNA, 2166 nt
Organism: Seminavis robusta
Lineage: Eukaryota; Bacillariophyta; Bacillariophyceae; Naviculales; Naviculaceae
Source: the annotation of a GenBank genome assembly
AUGUCAAGAUCCCGGUCUCGUAUUAUGAUUGCGUCUCUGUUGUUCGUUUUGGUGCUACAAAUCGAGCUUGUUGGAUCCGUCCAAGAAGAAUCACACCAUACUACAGAAUCUUCCACCAUAUUCAAUGAAUCAUCCGAGAAACAUCCCAACAUCAUAAUGAUUGUGGUAGAUCAAGAAAGGUAUCCUCCUCAUUAUCUACCGAAUCAUGUCAAUAAUUGGCUGAAGAACCUGCCAGGCAAAAAUGCAUUCACUCAUCAUGGGUCUGGUUCCACACAGUUUGUGUCCCACAGAACUUCUUCCAUGGCUUGUUCUCCCUCUCGAGCCACUCUUUAUACCGGCCAAAUGCCAUCUGUGCAUGGUGUCACUCAAACGUAUGGAUUGGCGAAAGCUGCCAAUGAUGAUGCCAUGAGUUGGUUACAACUCAACGAUGUCCCCACCAUGGGCCACUACUUUCGUGCCGCUGGUUAUGAUACCUAUUUCAUUGGCAAAUGGCAUAUGUCCUUUGAAGAUAUUAUAGACCAGGAGGGAUAUAUUGUACAAGAGCCACAAGCAUACCGAGAUGCCAAUCGGCUCGACAAGUGGGGCUGGGACAGGUGGAUAGGUCCCGAACCACACGGUACUAGUUUUUCCAAUCUGGGAUUGAAACGAGAUCCCAACUAUUUCCAACAGUUUCAAGAGCUACUUUGGGAAAAGGAACAACAAUACAUACAAAACGAGAAGAGCGGUAUUCCCAACAAACCGUGGAUUGUGGCGUUGAAUUUUGUCAACCCGCAUGACAUUUGUGUCGCAGAAUUGCCUUUGUUGCCGGCACUGGUGGUUCCAUUGUAUUCUUCUUUAUUAGUGUUAGACCACCCACUCGAAGAAGUACCGCUACCACCCACCUUUGACGAAAACCUCUUGGACAAUCACAAACCAGCGGUUCAGCAUCAAUAUGCCACUAGACUCCACCGGAUGCUACCCUUUCCCGUAUUCUGGAAAUUGUUUUUGAGACUAUAUCUCUUUUUGAUUCAAACCGUGGAUGAACACGUUCAUCGUGUCAUGACACGGCUGGACCUAUCCGCCGUGUUUGCCGAUAAUACCGUUCGGGUGUUUACAGCAGAUCACGGUGACAUGAACGGUGCUCAUGGGGGCAUGUUCCAAAAAUGGUAUCAGGGUUAUGAAGAGGCCCUCCAUAUCCCCUUUAUUGUCAGAGACCCUCGAAGGAAGCAUGACGCUACAACUACAAUUGCAGAGACGCCGACGCAGAGCUUGGAUGUACUACCAACCCUGCUAUCCUUGGCAGCUCUGAACACGACAACCAUCCAUAAAAUCCAGGAGAAACUUCGUCACACCCACACCGAAGUCCAUCCUCUUCCCGGCCGAGAUUUGACGCCUCUCAUGGCGACGCGACAAGAAGAACAUGGCGGCGACGCGAUUACGGCAGCUGUGGCACCAACCGAAUACGACAUUGAUGAUACCACUACUACCGCAGCCAUUAGCUACUUUCAACUGAGGGACGAAAUAUCCAAGGGUCAGCAGCAAGUCCACCCGAUCGUUCGACUCUAUCCCAUUAUUCGUUUUCUGGGAAAUUGGAAGUACAAUGCCAUUGGAUACGAUGCGCAUGACAGCACCAAGGACGUACCAACGUCAAUUGAAGGAAUCGUGUUUCAAAGAGCUUCCGAUCAUCACGUCCUUAAAUUCAUGAGAUACUACGACGAUCCACUGGCGUGGUCUGAACCAGGUGUUAAAGACGUUCGGAUUGAUCGUGAACGACCUGCAAUUCUCGAGCUCUUAUUCGGGUUGCCACCUCCCGUGGAGAGAACUGAGCCUAUACCCGACACAUGGGAGGUGUACGAUCUUACCACGGAUCCUUCCGAAAUGAUCAAUUUGGCUGGGGAUUCCAACUUUGCUUCCAGUACUCUUGGUAUUGAGCUGCAACGCACUUUGGACAAGGCCAGAGCGCGAUACCACGGGAAACGCAACCAUCCAUUGCCCCCAGCAAGCGAACGUAAUGCCCAUUUGCCAAAACAAGUCAAAGAGCACAUUGAAAGCCCGUUCGUUCACAUGGCAUUUGUCUACUUGACGGUGCCCGCUGUCUACAUUGUUGGGGCGGGGAUGCUUUGGUUGCUACUGAUUACAAUAAUGAGAGUGGGGAAAUCCGUUAGCAACAAAGUAAAGAAUGACUAA